Dermatophagoides farinae (American house dust mite) is the source of this 1464-nucleotide messenger RNA. The record is from RefSeq and is a predicted model, not a curated record. Lineage: Eukaryota; Metazoa; Arthropoda; Arachnida; Sarcoptiformes; Pyroglyphidae.
CGUAUCGUAUUAAUAGAUGAUGAGUAACAGUGAAAUUCACACGUUUGGCGUCCAGCCAAUCACUUCUCACGCGUUCAAUUCAAACAAAGACAAAUUGGCAGUAUCGCCAAACAAUAAUGAAGUGCACAUUUAUCACAAAGAAGGUGGUGGCAAAUGGAAUCUGAAUAGUUCUUUGGGCCAACAUGAUCUUCGAGUGACCAGUAUUGAUUGGGCCAAACGAACAAAUCGAAUCGUGACCUGUUCGGCCGACCGGAACGGCUACGUUUGGACGCUGGUGGAUGGCGUAUGGAAGCCGACGUUGGUUUUACUUCGUAUAAAUCGGGCUGCGACUUGUGUUCGGUGGUCACCCAAGGAGGACAAGUUAGCUGUUGGUUGUGGUGCGAAACUGAUAUCGGUCUGUUACUUUGAAGAACAAAAUGACUGGUGGGUGAGCAAACACAUAAAAAAAUCGAUAAAAUCAACGGUAACAAGUAUUGAUUGGCAUCCAAACAAUGCCCUGUUGGCAUGUGGUUCUACCGAUUUCCGGACGCGAGUAUUCACAGCUUAUGUCCGUGACGUGGAUAAUUCAAUCAAUGCUGAUGAAGUGAAAGCCACGUGGAAUGGAAAAACAGAUAUCGGCACAAUGUUGGCCGAAUUUCACUCGUCACAAGGCGGAGGAGGCUGGGUUCAUUGUGUGGCUUUUUCGCCCGACGGUACUCGAUUGGCUUGGGUGUCUCAUGAUUCAAGUGUUUCGGUGGUCGAUUCUCGUAAAAGCAUGCAUCCGAUCAACGUGCGAACCACAUUUUUGCCAUUCCUAUCGUGCGUUUGGUGUUCGGACAAUCUGCUCGUCACAGCGGGUCAUGAUUGCUGUCCCAUGCUCUACUGCUACGAUGAUUAUAGCGGCGAAAUUCGAUUUCUGGCCAAAAUUGAUAAAUCGACAAAGAGAGAAGCCGACGGUUUCAGUGCAAUGAGAAAAUUUCGUGAUAUGGACAAGCGUGCAUUGGUCGAGAAUACCGUGUCAAACACGAUGCUCGAUACGGUCCACCAGAACACCAUACUCGAGGUUCGUCUCUAUUCGGAUUUCGAUUCGAAACUAAGGAAAACCGAGCAAAUAUCGACCAUCGGCGUUGACGGCAAAAUGGUCAUUUGGGAUCUCAAGUCGAUUGAAUCUUCGUUGGCCAACAUGAAAAUCAAAUGAGUGUUCCAUGAGAUGUUGUGUUUCAAUUUCUCUCAUCAUUGCAUCAAUAUAUUAUCUCCUUGAUCAUUGAAUUAGUUGUAUGUACACAAACACACACAGAGAUUAGAUGAUUUUUGUUCACCCAUCUCAAAUGUGCCUUGCUAUAUCACCACAGACAUGUGUAUUCUUUGCAGCCAAACAAAAAAAAUUCCAUCACACUUACAAUGUAUAAAUACAAUUUUUGCUUUGUCAAUUUGCAGUAGAUGGCGUUUGAAUUAAAGUAAAGUAUAUAUUCAUUACAGUGAGAA